AUGGCUGAAUGCGUUGCGGUUGCGUUGCGGCUCAGAAUGUUGCGAUUUCAAGUCGCUUUAGAUCAGAUGCACAUUUAUUGUGACCGCGUCGUAGCCGCACUUGAAAUGGCUGAACGCGUUGCGGUUGCGUUGCGGCUCAGAAUGCUGCGAUUUUCAAGUCGCUUUAGAUCAGAUGCACAUUUAUUGUGACCACAAUUGGAAUAGCUGAACGCGUUGCGGUUGCGUUGCGGUCGCGUUGGGGUUCAGAAAGCUGCGAUUUCAAAUCGCUUUAGGUUGGACAUUGAUUGUGACCGCAUCGCAGUCGCAUUUGAAAUGACUGAACGCGUAGCGGCUGAAAUUUCCAAGUCGCUUCAGGUCGGAUGCACAUUCAUUCCGACCGCGUCACAGCCGCUACGCGUUGAGGCCGCAUUUGAAAUGACUUAA
This is a messenger RNA of Caenorhabditis auriculariae, 423 nucleotides long. The record is from the annotation of a GenBank genome assembly. Lineage: Eukaryota; Metazoa; Nematoda; Chromadorea; Rhabditida; Rhabditidae.